This is a messenger RNA of Chenopodium quinoa (quinoa), 1176 nucleotides long. RefSeq lists its product as uncharacterized. Lineage: Eukaryota; Viridiplantae; Streptophyta; Magnoliopsida; Caryophyllales; Amaranthaceae. The record is from RefSeq and is a predicted model, not a curated record. Bases 1 to 1176 code for a protein of 391 amino acids. The transcript has a single exon.
AUGUAUCAAACUUUGGGAUUUAAAGAUCCUGAUAAACCUGAUCAUGUUUGUUUAUUAGAGAAGUCACUAUAUGGUCUGAAACAGGCACCCCGUGCGUGGUACAAACGUUUUGCAGAUUUUGUGGCUACUAUUGGUUUUGCUAAUAGCAAAUCUGAUACCUCUUUGUUCAUCUAUCGCCAUGGUAAUGAUACUGCUUACAUACUUCUAUAUGUUGACGAUAUUGUGCUUACUGCUUUGUCGGACUCUCUCCGACGACAUAUUAUUUCUCGGCUCAACUCUGAAUUUGCCAUGAAGGAUUUGGGUCCUCUGAGUUAUUUUUUGGGUAUUGCUGUUACGAGAGGUAAAAAUGGUUUAUUUUUAUCUCAAAAGAAGUAUGCAGAGGAAAUUUUGGAAAAAGCAGGAAUGGAAAAUUGCAAGCCUUCGCCUACUCAUGUUGACACCAAAGGCAAAUUGAGCACUCAGGAGGGUGCUCUGUAUGAUGAUCCUACUUCUUAUCGGCGCCUCUGUGGUGCUUUACAGUACUUGACAUUCACCCGACCAGAUAUCUCUUAUGUAGUUCAACAGGUCUGCUUAUUUAUGCACUCACCCCUUGUUGAGCAAUUGGAUGCGUUGAAACGCAUUCUACGGUACAUUAGAGGUACGACGUAUUUUGGUUUGCAAUUACAUAAAUCUUCUGUUUCUUCUCUUGUGUCAUACACGGAUGCAGAUUGGGGCGGGUGUCCGGAUACUCGUCGUUCUACAUCAGGGUAUUGUGUGUACCUUGGUGAUAAUCUGAUUUCUUGGUCUUCGAAACGCCAACCCACUUUGUCUAAGUCCAGUUGUGAAGCAGAGUACAGAGGGGUUGCCAAUGUGGUUUCCGAAUCCUGCUGGGUUCGCAAUUUGUUGCUCGAGCUAUUUCUUCCUAUUUCGAAAGCAACAUUGGUUUAUUGUGACAAUGUUAUUGCAAUUUAUCUCUCUAGUAAUCCGGUCCAACAUCAGCGCACUAAACACAUUGAGAUGGACGUACACUUUGUACGUGAAAAAGUUCAAAAAGGCGAAGUUCGUGUCCUACAUGUGCCUUCCCGAUACCAGAUUGCAGACAUCUUCACCAAAGUUCUGCCUAAGGUUUUAUUUGAUGAUUUUCGGGACAGUCUAAGCGUUCGUGGUCCUCCCGUUUUGACUGCGGGGGAGUGUUAG